Molecule: messenger RNA, 594 nt
Organism: Apiotrichum porosum
Lineage: Eukaryota; Fungi; Basidiomycota; Tremellomycetes; Trichosporonales; Trichosporonaceae
Exons: 3
Coding region: 1-594 (197 amino acids)
Source: RefSeq, a predicted model, not a curated record
AUGCUCCUCACUUCCGUCAAGUUUGCCAUCCUCGCGUCCCUCGCGUCCGCCACCACCUGGUGCAGCGCAGGCACCCCCGCGACCACAACCACCCCUCCCACUACCACCACCAGCACCACCCCCGUUGGCACCACCGUCCACCUCAACUGGAACGGCAACGCCAACUGGUGUGUCGACGUCCAGGGCGCCACCUUUGCCAACGGCACGCCUGUCCAGGUCUACGCCUGCAACGGCUCCGCCGCGCAGAAGUGGACCAUCUCCCGCGGCAGCGGCCUCGUCAAGGUCGCUGGCCAGAACCUUUGUCUCGACGCCGGAACCAACCCCGGAAACGGCUCAAAGGUCAAGAUCUGGCAGUGCUACUCUGGCCUUGCGCAGCAGACUUGGUACUACACCAACGACAACAGGAUUGCCCUCACCGGCCAGGGACUCUGUCUCGACCUCACCAACGGCAACGCCGCCAACGGCAACCAGCUCCAGGUCUGGGCCUGCGGCACAGGCAACAACAACCAGGUCUGGACCUCGUCCUCGACCUCUGCUCGCCGCAAGCGCGACCGCCUCGGCCCCAACGCCCGUGCCAACGCCGUCGACCUCUAA